This is a messenger RNA of Acaulospora colombiana, 486 nucleotides long. The record is from the annotation of a GenBank genome assembly. NCBI's taxonomy places the organism in Eukaryota, Fungi, Glomeromycota, Glomeromycetes, Diversisporales, Acaulosporaceae.
AUGGAAAAUUCUGCAACAUCAUCGUUCAAUCCUUCACAUUCUGGCAGGGUGCAAAAAGAAUGGUUCGAGAAUGCAAUAGAAAGCGGAAAAAUUGUUAAAUUUGAUUACAAAAUAUUUGAUAACUUCCAAAAUAUACGGAGAGGAGCAUUUAGCAAUGUUGAUAGUGCCACAUUGAAAGCGGAAAAUAAAACUGUAGCCUUGAAAACGAUUACUCUUAAUUCAACGUUCACAUUAGAAUUGUUCGUUAAUGAGCGGCCACCAAUCGACAAAGUCGUUUAUGAUAUCUCCAAGAUCGAAUUGCCCAGGAAAUAUCUAAGUUCCUCUACGAAUUCAAACGAACAAAAUGACUAUCCAGCUGAUGAAAUCUCUAGUUUCGGUACAUGCGAGUUAGUAGACGAUUAUGCGGAAGAGCUUGAUAUCGAGAAAAAAAUGAAAAACUCAGGUAAUACUAAAGUAUUGGUUGUUUUUUCCCCACUAGAUGACUGA